Amoebophrya sp. A120 is the source of this 179-nucleotide messenger RNA. The record is from the annotation of a GenBank genome assembly. Lineage: Eukaryota; Dinophyceae; Syndiniales; Amoebophryaceae.
CUUAUUUCGCAGAAGAAGUUGUACUAGGAUCACAACAAGAAUUGAGAUCCUCAGUUUUCAGUUUAUCGCAGACGCUUGCUUUUUGCAUUAACUUUAACAUUCUGACAUCAUUAUAUAUAGCGUCGAGUAGUUUCUUUGUUACAGAUCUUGUUUUCGCACUUAAACUUAUGUCACAGUGA